AUGUCGAGAUUAACAUGGGCCUCUACUGCGUUUACUCGUGCACUCAAACUAAAAUACCCUAUAAUUCAAGCCCCUUGCGCAGGUCAUGCAGCCUCUGAUCUUACUGCGGCAAUUAGCAAUGCAGGUGGACUAGGAUCCUUGGGUCUUGCUACAACCCAACCCGAGGCAAUGCGCGAGAUUAUUCGUGAUACUCGUGCAAAAACCUCCCUGCCAUUUGCAGUCAAUAUCUUUUGUAGACAAACUCCCCCGCCUACUCGCGAAGAACUGGCAAAAAUAUAUCCAACUGACACAUUCCUUGACAACAUUCGUCAUGAGCUUGGUAUUUCACAACCACUACAAUUUGCCAUGAGGUCCCCUCCACUUGAUAGUCAGGCAACUGUUAUUAUUGAAGAAGGCGUUCAAGUAGUCUCUUUUACCUUUGGAUACCUCCCUGAUCAUUUGUUCAAAGCCUUCAAAGAUGCAGGAAUAUACAUUAUUGGAACGGCUACAACUGUGCAAGAAGCACUCAUUCUGGCAGGAGAAGAUUCUCCAGAGGCACAACCCAAAGCUGAUGCUAUCGUAGCUCAAGGGUUAGAAGCAGGUGGGCAUCGUGGCUCUUUCCUUUCUGAUCAAGGCAAAGAAAUGUCUACCCGGGAUCUUGUUCAAGCUAUACACAAUACUCUUACCAGCAAAAUACCUAUCCUAGCUGCAGGUGGACUCAGUGAUGGUCCCACCGUUGCCGAUGCACUGUUGAAAUGGGGCGCAGAUGGCGCUGUGAUCGGAACACUUUUUAUGCUUUCCAAGGAGUCGCCUACUCCUUUUGCUCAUAAAGAUGUUAUGCUACACUCUCAAGAACCCACAAAGAUCACUAAAGUGAUUACAGGUCGUCGUGCACGCUGCUUCCCCAAUAAACUAGUCAGAAAUAUAGAGGAUUCGGUAGGAAGUUCAGUUGAGAUCCCCCCAUACGAUAUACACUCUGCAAAAAUAGCCGACAUUGUGACUCAUGGAACAAAAAAUAGCUUGACCGAUUAUAUGUAUCUCUUAUCAGGAGAUAAUACAACAAAGGCAGCCAAGUAUUCUGAAGAAGGUACUCUGUCAGCAACUGGAAUUUUUAAUAAGCUAGUAUCCGAUAUCCAAAAACAUGCUUAGGUUUCCUCCAUUUUAAACAAAAUCUUUUACAAAUAU
Molecule: messenger RNA, 1164 nt
Organism: Phycomyces blakesleeanus NRRL 1555(-)
Lineage: Eukaryota; Fungi; Mucoromycota; Mucoromycetes; Mucorales; Phycomycetaceae
Exons: 1
Coding region: 1-1128 (375 amino acids)
Molecular function (GO): nitronate monooxygenase activity
Source: RefSeq, a predicted model, not a curated record